AAAUAUUUAUGACACUAGCUCCAUAAAAUAAAAAUCUAAGUCGGAUAGCUAACAUACAAAAUACACUUGGUAUAGCGAGUAACUUGAAGCAAAUAUUACCCAAUAACAUUUAAGAUGACCGUGACGAACAGUGAAGUAGAAGACAGUGUCCGCGCUACUGAACACGUUCAUGACACGGCCGAGCCACCGUCGACUGGACUGAGCAACGGAGUCGCCCGCUCCUCUGGCCGGCCGCCUGCUGGCUUGUCGGCAGGAAUGGGCGCCUGCAACCCUGCCUUCGUGCCUGACGAAGGAAAUCCUCAGAAUGAGUUUCAAAAAGCUGCUGCUCGCUAUCGACCAACCCACACAUCGCUUGUCAUCUCUCCCGACGAUCCCAAACAGUCAAGGGACACGUCAGGCAGACGAGACGAGGCGAUCAUCGAUGUCAGUGAUAACAAUGCAAUCCAUGACCAAGAUGCUGACAAAAAGAAGUCCCAGAAGCAGCAGCCUGCAGUCGGGAUUUUUGAACUGUUCCGGUACUCAACGUGUGGGGAACGCGUAAUUCUCGUGGGUGGCCUGCUGGCUGCAGUGAUGUCCUCGCUCUGUAUGCCCUUCAUGAUCAUUCUCUUCGGUGACGUCACUAACGUCUUCGUCACUCACGCCAUCAAAUCAAAUUUCACGCUGCAAGAUCAACAACUUGAAAAUUCAAACUCCACAACGGAUUCCGACACAGAGACAGAAGAUAAAUGGUUCAUUGGUGAAGUAAUUUAUUUUGGAGCUGGGACGACAAUAGCCUGGAUAUUACAAAUAUUAUCUAUUUAUGUCUAUGUAACCUGUAUCAACUACACAGCUGAACAGCAGGUAUUCAGGAUACGCACUCUGUUCCUACGGUGCACGCUGCGCCAGGAGAUGGGCUGGUUCGACACGCGAGAAACUAACAGCUUUGCAAAUAAAUUAGCCGAAGAUCUGUCGAAGCUGCAGGAAGGCAUAUCAGAGAAGUUAGGGCACUUGAUCUUCGGGGUGAGCAGCUGUUGUGUGUGCCUCGUCACUGCCUUCACCUUCGGCUGGGAGCUGACACUCGUCUGUCUGUCUGUGAUGCCCCUCUUAACCGUCACCACUACUGUCGCCACUAAGUUGGCCGUCUUCUAUAUAAGAAAAGGAAUUCUCCAGUAUUCAAAAGCGGGCAGCGUAGCUCAAGAAGUCUUGUGCAGCAUCUCUACCGUAUUUGCCUUCGGAGGCGAGGAUAAGGAGGUUAAACGAUAUGAAGCUCUCCUCGAGCCUUGCCGGAGAGCAGAAGCCAAGCACACAAUUGUGUCGGCGACCAUGCUGGGCUGCCAUUGGUUCGUCAUCUAUGGGUCCUAUGCCCUCUCCUUCUGGUACAGCAUCGGUCUGGUGCAGGAGUCGCGUGUCUCAGGUGGACACUAUUCUCCUUCCAUCAUCAUGGUGGUAUUCUUCAACGUGUUCAUGGGAGCACUUUCCCUUGCCAACAUUGCACCCUUCGUUGAGAGCUUCAACUGCGCCCGCAGUGCCGCUGUCGACAUAUUCGAGGUCAUAGAACGCAAGUCCAAACUGGAUCCCUUGUCUCAGGAUGGUCUCCGGCCUACGACUGUCACCGGCCACCUUGAAUUCCACGACGUCAAGUUCGAGUACCCGUCGCGUUGCGAUGUGCCUGUGCUGCAGGGCCUGUCACUGAAAGUGCAACCCGGGCAAACCGUCGCCAUCGUGGGCUCCUCGGGCUGCGGUAAAUCCACGUGCAUUCAGCUUCUGCAGCGCUUCUACGAUCCCAGCCAAGGAAAGGUAACUCUGGACUCAGUUGAUGUGCGCUCGCUGAACAUCGGCUGGCUGCGCGAUCAGAUCGGCGUAGUCGGCCAGGAGCCCGUACUCUUCGCCACGACCAUCGAGGAGAACAUCCGCUACGGCAGAGACGGAAUCUCCUUCGAGGACGUCGUCGCUGCCGCCAAGCAGGCCAAUGCUCAUGAUUUCGUCAUGAAACUUCCACAGCAAUACCAAACCGAAGUCGGCGACCGCGGCACCCAAAUGUCGGGAGGUCAGAAGCAGCGUCUGGCAAUCGCCCGCGUGUUGGUGAAGAAACCUAAAGUUCUUCUCUUGGAUGAAGCGACAUCCGCUCUAGACAACCAGAGCGAAUCUGUCGUCCAGGCUGCUCUGGAUGAGGCUCGCCAAGGCCGCACGACGAUCAUUGUGGCCCACCGCCUAACCACCAUCAGGUCUGCUGACGUCAUCGUGGCCCUCAAGGAUGGCAGGGCUGAAGAGAUGGGAACCCACGAUGAGCUCAUGGCUAAAAGAGGCCUCUAUCAUUCACUCGUCACUGCACAGUUAAACUCUGCUGCAACUCCAAAAGAAAGUGAACCCUCCAAACGGAGAUUGAGACGAAAUAGUUCUGAUGACAGCGAGGGAACGAGUCAGAGGCCUUUAUCCAGGUUACGACGUCUUUCCGGUACGUCAGUCUUCGCAGAAAGUCUACCUUCGAUUGAAGACUCAGACAAACUUAACGAGGAAGAUCAGACGUUGUUACUGUGGAAGCUGCUGGACAUGGUCAGGGGAGAGUGGCUGUACAUCGCACUCGGGGUGUUGGGGAGUGUCAUCGCUGGGAGUACAUAUCCUGCCUUCGCUGUCGUCAUCGGAGAUGUUUUAGGGACUCUUGCGGUGACAGACCUCGACGAAGCCAGCCGCCUCUCCAACCGCAACUCUCUCCUCAUCCUCGUCAUUGCGCUGCUUGCCGGCCUCGGCUUCUUUAUGGAGACGUUCUUCAUCCAACUGUCAAGUCAUCAACUUACGAAGCGCAUGCGCGGUCGCUCGUUCGCUGCCAUCCUGAGGCAGGAGCGCGGGUGGUUCGACUUACCCGAGAACUCCGUGGGCUCCCUCUGCUCCAAGCUCUCGCACGACGCUGUUCAUUUGGGAGCGGUAACUGGGCGUCAGCUGGGAGUGUUGAUGCAUUGCACCGCUACGCUCGUCAUUACUAUAGUCGUGGUCUUUUAUUUGGACUGGCGACUAGGGCUGAUCGCUGGCCCCUCUGUACCCCUGCUCAUGUACUCCCUAAAACUCAGCAUUAGGAUGGACUUUGGACGCUCCUUCAAAGAAUCAGACGCUCUUUUUGCGGCAAGCCAGAUUGCAGUAGAGGCGAUCAGUAGCGUGCGGACGGUGGCCAGUCUGCACAAAGAAGAGCAUUUCUGCAAACGUUUCUCUGAUGCUCUGAUGGUGUCUCAUCGACAAGCCCUGCGCAAUGCCCAUAUUAGAGGUGCCACCAUCGGUGUCACAAGGAGUCUGCCGUUCGUGGCUCACGCGGUUGUGCUGGCAAUCGGAGGCUGGUUCAUUAGCCAAGGAACCAUGAAUUUCAUCGACGUCAUCAAAGUGGGCGAGGCUCUGGUGUUCAGCUCAGCGAUGGCAGGACAGGCGAUGAGCUUCGCCCCCAGCCUGGCCAAAGGGAAGGCUGCCGCGGCCAGAAUGUUCAAGCUCCUCGAGAGAGUGCCAGCCAUCGACGCGUCGUCCAUGACCAACAAGAAGGCGAUUGAAGACCUGAACGAAGUGCGUCUCCACGACGUGCACUUCCGGUACCCGAACCGCGAGGACGUGCAGAUCCUGCAGGGCCUGAGCCUCGUCGUGUCCAAGGGCAAGACGUUGGCCCUCGUCGGGUCCUCAGGAUGCGGCAAGUCCACCGUCAUCAGUCUCAUCGAGCGCUUCUAUGAUCCCGAGAAGGGAAAGCUGACAAUCAACGGGGAUGACUUGGACAGCCUAAAUAUACGCAGCGUGCGCCAAAAUGUCGGCCUUGUAUCUCAAGAGCCGUUGCUGUUCGACCUGAGCAUCAGAGAGAACAUCGCGUACGGGGACAACAGCCGCGAAGUUCCCUUUGAUGAGAUCGUCGCAGCCGCCAAGCAAGCCAACAUCAGCAGCUUCAUCGAGUCUCUUCCUGAGAAAUACAACACUCGCGUGGGGUCCAAAGGCACGCAGCUGAGCGGCGGCCAGAAGCAGAGGAUCGCCAUCGCCCGCGCCCUCGUCAGGAACCCAAGCGUCCUCAUGCUCGACGAGGCCACGUCCGCGCUCGACACCGAGAGCGAGGCUGUUGUUCAAGAGGCCCUGGACAAAGCCCAAGCGGAACGAACGAGCAUCGUGAUCGCCCACCGCCUCUCUACCAUCCAGGGCGCCGACACCAUCGCCGUCAUCAGCAACGGCAAGCUCGUCGAGAGCGGCACGCACGACCAGCUCAUGGCGCGCAAUGGGCACUAUGCUCAGCUAUACCAGUCUAACCGGUGACUAGCAUCAAAAAUUUAAUCAAUACCUAAAAACGUAAAAGCAAAGAGGCGUGCAAUGGGCACUAUGCUCAGCUAUACCAGUCUAACCGGUGACUAGCAU
Messenger RNA from Hyalella azteca, 4347 nucleotides. RefSeq names its product ATP-dependent translocase ABCB1. The record is from RefSeq and is a predicted model, not a curated record. NCBI's taxonomy places the organism in Eukaryota, Metazoa, Arthropoda, Malacostraca, Amphipoda, Hyalellidae. The transcript has 28 exons. Gene Ontology annotation, biological process: transmembrane transport. The coding region runs from base 115 to 4248 and encodes 1377 amino acids. Gene Ontology annotation, cellular component: membrane. Gene Ontology annotation, molecular function: ATP binding; ABC-type transporter activity; ATP hydrolysis activity.